Messenger RNA from Tripterygium wilfordii, 1235 nucleotides. RefSeq names its product GDT1-like protein 4. Gene Ontology annotation, molecular function: calcium ion transmembrane transporter activity; manganese ion transmembrane transporter activity. Bases 248 to 937 code for a protein of 229 amino acids. Gene Ontology annotation, biological process: Golgi calcium ion transport; manganese ion transmembrane transport; Golgi calcium ion homeostasis. Gene Ontology annotation, cellular component: Golgi apparatus. The transcript has 13 exons. The record is from RefSeq and is a predicted model, not a curated record. NCBI's taxonomy places the organism in Eukaryota, Viridiplantae, Streptophyta, Magnoliopsida, Celastrales, Celastraceae.
CAACCAGUACAUUAUUAAUUGUUUAUUAGGACACUAAUUAAAAUUUUAAUUUAGGGUUAUUAAAUUUAACUCUAUUCGCGUUCAUUGAUUCAUUCACGAAUCAGGCAUCGAGAAUUUACUUGCGUGAAAAAGAAGAAUAUUUCCUUUUCCAUGGAGUAUUAGAGACCACUAGACCACAAUAGACGAGAGAGUCAACCCUUCUGAGUCUUUCAUAAUCUCUGCAAAAUCUUGGCUUAGGGGAGUCAAAAUGAGCUCAGUGUUACAGGGCUUUACGAAGUCUCUUGCCAUCACUAUGCUAUCGGAAAUCGGCGACAAUACGUUUUUUGCCGCCGCGAUAUUGGCAAUGCGUCACCCAAGGAGAUUUGUUUUAUCAGGUUGCCUAGCGGCUUUAAUUGUGAUGACGAUUCUUUCUGCCCUUGUUGGUUGGGCUGCUCCAAAUCUUAUCGCUCGUAAAUGGACCCAUCACAUAACAACAUUGUUGUUUUUUGGAUUUGGUUUGUGGUCGUUGUGGGAUGCAUUCAGGGGCGAAGGGGAGGCCGAAGAGUUGGCUGAAGUUGAAGCAAAAUUGGAUGCUGACUGGAAAGCUAACAAGGGAACAGCAAAAGACGGCAGCAAGGCUGAUGAUGAUUCGAAAAAGAAGGGGCGGCCAUUUCUCUCGCAGUUCUUCUCUCCCAUAUUUUUGAAGGCAUUUUCAAUCACUUUCUUCGGCGAGUGGGGUGACAAGAGCCAGCUCGCUACCAUUGGUUUAGCCUCAGACGAGAAUCCAUUUGGGGUGGUUCUCGGUGGAGUUCUGGGACAGGCAUUGUGUACAACUGCUGCUGUCCUUGGAGGAAAGAGCUUGGCAUCUCAAAUAUCGGAGAAAUUAGUUGCACUAUCAGGUGGCGUUCUUUUCAUUGUUUUUGGGAUCCAGUCCUUUCUUUCAACGGUGGAGUCUUAGUGUCCAACAUCUUAACAAUGGAUUGAAAGCGGGGUUAGGCGAAUUAGAAACUCCAGAGACAAUAAUUGAAUUGUCAUUUGGUGCUUGAGAUUAUCAUUUUCUAGGAGGCUGAUGAAAUUUCAUCAGAACCAACUGAUUCAAAGCUGUAAUAUUGCUCAGAAGGGCCAGGAUAAGUUAAAUUGUGGCAUCCUUGGCAUAGCUGAUAGUAGUGUUUCUUUCUCUCUACUAUUGUUCAAUGUCAUCUGAAUUAUAUUUGUUAGAUCUUGGUAUGUCCAUCUCAGACAACCCCUUUUGAGAA